Vanessa atalanta (red admiral) is the source of this 3505-nucleotide messenger RNA. RefSeq names its product synaptogenesis protein syg-2-like. The coding region runs from base 68 to 2779 and encodes 903 amino acids. The record is from RefSeq and is a predicted model, not a curated record. The transcript is spliced from 17 exons. Lineage: Eukaryota; Metazoa; Arthropoda; Insecta; Lepidoptera; Nymphalidae.
UAAAACUGAAACAAAAGUGUCGAUUUGUUGUACGGCGUGCGCUAGUGUGUUCAUAAUGUGAGCAGACAUGUGCUCCGUCAAGUGGAUACGAUUGUUCGUGAUGCUGGCAGCUUGCUGGGCGCAAGAGGGCGAGUGGAGCGAGGACGCUGAAGAUUUGGUGUCCACAGUCGAAGUGGAUGCAGUCCUGGGGCGCACGGCAUCACUCCCCUGUGACGUCACGCCCGACACGAAUGAAGACCGCGUGUACAUGGUGUUGUGGUUCAGAGCCGGGAAAAGCACAGGAGGAAAACCUAUAUACAGUUUCGACGUCCGCGGGCGAUCUUUCAACAAGGCACUGCAGUGGUCUGACCCGAAUGUCUUCGGUCCACGUGCGUACUUCGCGACUGUCGCCCGUCCUGCCUCCCUUACUCUUGACACCGUUCAACUUGACGACGAAGGCGUGUAUCGUUGCAGAGUUGAUUUCAAGAAUUCACCGACCCGAAAUUUUCAGAUCCGAUUAUCUGUCAUAGUUCCUCCACACCAACUAAUAUUAUACGACAAGUCGGGGCGCGACGUUUCCGGAGUGGUGGGCCCUCUCGAGGAGGGCAACGAGCUCGUUCUCGUUUGUGAGGUCAGGGGAGGACGUCCAGCGCCAACAGUAAUAUGGCUAAUUGAUGGCACGCCUGCGCCCCAAUACAUAGGAGAGAAAACUGACACCCACGUAGUCGUAAAUAAACUGGAGCUACCCCACGUCAAGAGAAGUCAUUUAAAUACAACAUUCAAGUGCCGAGCAUCGAACACCAACCUCGUCAGCCCACAAGAGAAGACCGUCAGAUUGGAAAUGAAUCUGAAACCGACGUUAGUCCAGAUACAGAACAAGCCCGUGACGUUAUCUUCUGAGCGGUACGUCAGCUUAUCGUGUGUGUCAGAGGGGAGCCGCCCCCCGGCUCAGCUGACCUGGUUCAAGGACAAUAGGAAAUUUAAAAGGGGAAAAAUAACAGACGCAAUGAACGACACGUGGGUGAGCAGUUCCCUGCAAUUCAUGCCUCUGCCCGACGACGACGGCGUGCAAAUUAAAUGCCAAGCGGACAACAACGCUAUGCCCGGACAUAGCAUUGAAGAUUCCUUCAAGCUGGAUGUUGUCUAUCCGCCUGUAGUAUCUUUGUCGCUAGGCAGCACCCUCAACCCUAAUGACAUCAAAGAAGGUGACGACGUUUACUUCGAGUGUUCUGUACGUGCGAAUCCAAAGGAACAUCGCAUAUCUUGGUAUCACAAUGACAAACCAGUGCUUCACAACGUGGUUUCCGGUAUUAUAGUUAGCACGAAGUCACUUGUGCUACAGAAGGUGACGAGAGAACACAGCGGGGAUUACACCUGUCGCGCCAACAAUGCCCUCGGGGAAACUGCUAGUCAGGCUACCCAUCUCAGCAUACAAUUUGCGCCAGUGUGCAUGCACUCCACGCCUCAAGUUUUGGGCGCGCAAUUAGACGAAGCGUUGCGAGUAAGUUGCUCCGUAACGGCAAAUCCGCCUGACGUCACAUUCUUUUGGCAGUUCAACAAUAGCGGCGAAAGUCUGGAUGUUUCACCGACAAAAUUUGGUACAGCUAACGGCAGCACGAGUGAACUCAGCUACAAGCCACAAAGCGAACGAGACUAUGGCGCUUUAAGUUGUCGAGGUACCAACAGUGUCGGCAGGCAACUAGAGCCUUGUGUCUUCCAAAUCGUCCCGGCCUCUCGCCCCGCGCCCCCUCGCAACUGCUCCCUCCAAGCGGGUAGCAACAAUACCGAGGGUGUCAGUUGGUUGAUCGUGCGUUGCGUGUCUGGCUACGACGGCGGUCUGCCACAGACGUUCGUCCUGGAAGCUCUAGAUCCCAUCACUAGCAAGAUUAAGUUCAAUAGCACUGUCAACGAAACAGAUGGCUUGGCUACCUUUAAAUUAGACCUCUCACAGAUAUCAGCUGGAGACGUUGAGGGCGCGACGUUUAAUCUACUUAUUUAUGCAAAAAAUCUCAAGGGAGACUCGGAGAAAACUCUGCUUGAAAAUAUUGCUUUCAACGACGCCGCUAGGAGAACGGAUGGCAAAAGUUCGAUUGGCGGAAUAACGCUUGGAGUAGUAGUAGCUGCUAUACUGGGAGCAGCUCUCGCCAUUGGCGGAAUAGCUUUUGCAGCACUUUGCGCUAGAAGGAGAAGGGCGCAUCCACCGCAUAAACAUCCACCUGGUGAUAUGUUAGAACUGAGCGACGGCUGCCGAAGAUACGUAGUGGCGUACACUAUUAAACCUUCUCCAGAACAAAAGACGCCAGAUCCACAACCAGAUAUACUGAAUGCACCAGAUGGUGAAAGUCAGAAAGGACCACCAGCGACUGUCGAGGCGGAUGAGUGGCCGAGUAUAAUGGACAAUAGAGGCGAUUGGAGCAAAAGUGGGGCCGUGUUCUCGGCGGAAGAUCUUGCUCUCUUAGAUUCCACCGGACGACCAACACAGCUCGCUUCUGGUGACAUGACUAACAUAAGACAAGAAGACGCUAUCAACCAAAACUUGUCGCAGUCAAUAUUAACGAGUAACUUUAGACCGAACUUCAUAGUGACUAAUAGUCCAACUUUAGGAAGUCCGAACUUUGUCUGUCCUAAUGGUAAUGUGGGGUCUCCAUUCGGCAGUCAGACCCUAGCUCUUAGUGGACCAACUUUAAGUUCUGGAAGCUUGGCCACGUCGACAUUGCACAGAACGAAAGGUAAAAGUAACGUGCGAAGAAGGGAACAUGUUCUAGCUGAGAAUUUACCCGGCCCAGAAAGUUGUGUGUAAAGGAAAAAGUAUUUAUUUGAUACUUGAAACUUUUUAAAUUUAAAUAAAUUUAUAUCUUUCCAAAAGAACUCAACUAAAACCUUAAUGAUUAAAUUAUAAAAUUUUUGAUUGCAAAAAUUUAAAGUAACUGUUCCAAAAUAACGUUUCGAUACAAUAUGACAAUACAAGUUUAUGUCGAAAAUUUUGAAAAUGUUUCGGCAUUUCGAUUCUCAAGAUGUUAAAAUUUUAAGACUUUAAUUUGCUCAAAUACCAAUCUAAAACUUGGAACAUGAUAGUACCUAUUUUCAAGACUGUAUAAAUGUGUAAAUAGUAUAUGUUUAAUUAGAUGUUUCGUGAAUUGUCUUGGAGACUUCGAUUUAUUGUGCUUGUAGAUCAUUUUAUUUGUCGAAGACACAUUGGUUGUGUUGUAAAUACGGUUUAUAUUAAGGUAGAAACAUAUUGUUAACGCCCUACAAAAUUCUCAUAAAGAAAAUAAAACUCAACGGUUAGAAAAUGAAUGUCCUAAGGGAAUGUUUUGUAUAGAUUUGUCAGAUAAGGUUAGUCGUUCGCUUGUAAGUUUUUGUUGCUAGAGUUUCUUCGUUGAGUGUUUCAAGAACUCUCGGUGGAACUAUUGAAGUUAUAUAAGAAGUCAAACUAGAAACUUUUUUUUUAUAAUUACAAAGUGUUAAUAAAUCAUAUUUGAAAAUUAUAUUUUCCAAAUAAUUUUGUACUGUAACUGUAAUUUAU